AUGAAUCGUAUCGAGCCUGCGGAGUACAGUUUCAUGCCUAAAACCUGGGUCCUUCCUCAAGAACAUGGCUUCUUGUUGAACUAUGCACGACGAGCGGUGAUGCGUGGUCAGAAACCAACCUUCAUAUUAAAACCGGCGAACGGUGCAAUGGGUCAUGGUGUGACCUACGAGUUUACGUUCUNNNNGUACAUCUACAAUGAUGGUCUUGUUCGACUCGGUACGGAAAAGUACAUGGAUCCGUCUGAACCCAAUGGGGAAUCCAUGUACAUGCAUCUAACCAAUUAUGCUGUGAACAAACGCCACGCAGAUUACAAUCGCAGCUCCAAUGAGAUGUCGGGUAGCAAACGAUCAUUCAGUUUUUUGGAUCAGUAUCUACGUGAUACACGACACGUGGAUCCUAUUCACAUUUGGCGUAGUAUUCGUGAAUUGAUUGUGAAAACUGUGGCCAUUGCCGCGCCGCAUCUGCUCCACUCCUAUCGCAUGUGCCGUCGAGGUCGUACACAGUUGGGUCGAGCAUUCAGCUUGGAAACCCUUCCGCCAGCGUUUGGAAUACCGAAGACCAAAUUGACUUCGAAUCAAUCCAAAGUUCCCCAAGAACGCGUAUCCCGAGUCGCAAACCAUAGCGCCUUAAACGGACCGGGACAAACUCAGCGAGCCAGAUCUCAUUCGACCGUGAAGACGCGUGGAAUUGCUCAGUUUAUUCCUUCACACUUUUUUGAGAUACUUGGUUUUGAUAUUUUACUGGACGAUGAACUGAAACCAUGGUUGAUAGAAGUGAAUCGAUCUCCCAGCUUCAAUGGUGAUCAGGAAUUGGAUCGCAGAGUGAAACGUGGUCUACUCACGGAUACUCUUCGUCUAUUGAACAUUCGUCCAUCGGAUAAGGAGGCUGCCGAAAAGGAACAACGAUUGACUGCUUAUCGUCGUUUGUAUUCGAACUCGUCAGUGUCCUCCAUUCAGAUACUUCGACCGAACGAAGAACGAUCCAGACCGAAACAAAAGUUCAUUUCGUUUCGAAAAUCCGUCACGACUAAUAGCAGACCACCGAUCAUGACUCCCAAACGAUCAGAGAUCGAAGUGCCCAGUUUAUCCAAAUAUGCAGUGGAGCAACAAAUUGUUGGAUUACGACAACAAUUGUUGUUAAUCCGUCAACGUUUGGCAUUGGAGUUUUUUGAGUAUCAUAAUUGUGGAAAUUGGAGUUUGUUAUUCCCCACUGAGGAUCCAGUGGCCCAGAAACGAUUCGCUUCAUUUCUUCUACAAAAUUUCUCAGAAUUUCACAAAGGAAAGGCCGGUGAAUUGCAAAAAGAAAUGGAAAUCACCUAUUUGCAUCCCAUCACGGUAGGCUUUUUUCUUCUCCUGCCCGAGCAUCUCACACGUCUAGUCUGA
Molecule: messenger RNA, 1383 nt
Organism: Echinostoma caproni
Lineage: Eukaryota; Metazoa; Platyhelminthes; Trematoda; Plagiorchiida; Echinostomatidae
Source: the annotation of a GenBank genome assembly